ACGGUAGUAUAAAAGGAAUAUUCACUGUGUUCAAAUAUCUAUACAUAAACAAAACCUCAUCAGGUACUGUACAUAUUAUUAUGGAGUAUCUUGAGUUCGCUAACGACAUUACACCACUUAAAAUAACAGGAGUUGUUGUCAACAGUGAUGGAACUUCUAGACAGUUUGAUUUGGUAGAUUCAGAUAUCAGUAAAGUUUUGUUAAUGUCAUUGGACGAAGUUCGAGAAUAUAUAUAUCAAAAAGGUUUGGCGUUAAUUGGUCGACAAAGCACUAAUUUUCUAAAUGCAUUUGAAAAUAAGAUACCUCUUGCUAGAGAAUUUGUGUGUGAACUUAAAGAUAUUUUAAUUCCGACAAAUGAAGAUGCACAAGAUGGUUCAUAUUCCUUUUACCUGGAAAAGGACUUAAGAAUGCCAAGUUUUCCCGAAAUUGUAGAAAGACUUCAUAUAGAUAAGGGAUGUAAAAAGGAUGAAGAUGAUAAUAUCGUGUCAGUAAACGAAAGCGCUUUUCGUAUCAGGAAACCGCAUAUGAUGGAUGAAGAUUUAGAGCCUACUGAUGAAUAUAUCGAUGCAGUUAGAAAUGCAUUAAAUCAUUCCGAAGAUAAUCAAAAACAACAGGAAGCUCUAACCAGAGUAGGAAAAAAAUUUGGAUUUUUCUGGUCUAAAGAAGUUAAGCUUGGAGGAAAACUAUACGUGAAUGGACAAGAUAAUGACCUUAAUGGGUUGGAAAGUGAAAAUUGGCAAAUUAUUGAACGCAAUGAGUUAUUGUCAUUAUAUAACCUAUUACCACAAGAACUUAUUUUAAAGAUAAAAAAGACCAAUUCCGAAACUUCUACAUUUAGAGGUGUUAAGAUAUUUACUUCUGUUAUUGUGAUGAACGCUGCAAAACCAUAUCGAAAUGUGUUUGGAAUUAGAGUUGAUUAUUUGGAUGAUGAUAAUCCAUAUAUCGUA
Dentiscutata heterogama is the source of this 947-nucleotide messenger RNA. The record is from the annotation of a GenBank genome assembly. Lineage: Eukaryota; Fungi; Glomeromycota; Glomeromycetes; Diversisporales; Gigasporaceae.